UUUUUUCUGUUUGACAGGUAGUUGUUCGUGUCAGACGUACCGGAACGGCGACGUGUACUACUUCACGUUACACAUUCUAGAAAAUUUAUCGAGGGCCAGAGUGUGGCGUUAUGCUGUAUUUAUGAAUAUUAGAUUCAAAUCGUUUGUAGCCAAUUUUGUCUAGUUACAUCAUGAACGAAGCUGCCGUUCCAUGUCCUGUUGAAGAUGUCCAAGGGGAUAAUAGAUGGAUGAGCUUGCACCAACGGUUUGUUUUGGAAACGAAAGAAAGAGAACCUGAAAUCCUGUUUGUGGGUGACUCACUCAUCUCUCAUCUCAUCUACACCGAUAUGUGGGAAACAAUGUUUGCUCCUCUACAUCCAUUAAAUUUUGGCAUUGGAGGGGACCAAACACAACAUGUACUCUGGCGCCUAUCUAAUGGCGAGUUGGACAACAUAAAGCCCAAGGUUGUCGUCUUACUCGUCGGUACCAAUAAUCACGGCCAUACUGCCGACAUGAUUGCCGACGGCAUCAUGGCUGUUGUCCAUCUCAUCCGAGACAAACAACCCCAAGCGCACAUCAUCGUUAUGUCGCUGUUGCCCCGUGGUCAUCUGGUAAAUCCUCUUCGUCAGCGCAACGCCCAUGUCAAUGAGUUGCUGGCCCAGAAGCUGACGUUGAUGACUCGGGUCCAGUUGGUCAAUACGGCACCGGAUUUUGUCUUGCCCGAUGGCACCAUCUCGCACUUGGACAUGUACGACUAUCUCCACCUGACGCCCAACGGCUACCGCAAAGUCUUCGAGCCUUUACACGACCUCCUCUUGCAACUGUUGGCCGAAUCCGACGAAGCGGAUGAGACCAAUAACGCCCAAUCGCUUCUUCACAAAGGACCUUGAUUCUUUUCUUCUUUUCACUCCUCACACACACACACACACACUAGACUUUAGAUAUUCUACUAUCUCGCCUACACUCGACAGCAAUCAUGCAGCAGUUGCUGCCUCCAACACAGCCGAAGAAAAUUAAAUAGACCAUUAUUUUUUUUUUUUGCCCUAUUCUUGGCUAUUAAAUCAAAUCUCUUCUUUGAUGGUUCUCUUUAAGGUGCGAUAUUUGUUCCGCCUUUUUUUUUUUUUUUCUCUGCCGAAUGAUUUGCUCUACUGUGUUAAAACUAAUACGUUUAAUUUGGCGCUGUGUCAUUGGUACGUGUGUGUAUCGCUCCAACAGAUUGCCUUUUUUUUGGUUUUUUUUUCCUUGUUGUUUCUUUUAUGGAAAUGCCGCACUGUGAAUGGACAUAUUAUAAAUAGAUCUCUAAUGAAGAGAUGAGAAGCCUUUUUUUUUUUUUUAAAUCUUUAUUAGCAUUAUUUUAUUUCCUAUAUAAACUAAACUAUAAAAAAAAAAAAAAAAGAAAUCUUCCUUUUGUUUUUGGCUUUCGUGUUUUUCCUCUUGGCUUGCUCUUUGUAUUGUACAUAAUCGGAUUUGUGUUUUUGUUCCGUGUAUAUGUGUGCAUGUCCCAACCACUCUGGAAGAGUUAUUCGACCGGGGAAGGGAGGGCGGCAACGGGAUUUUGUGUCUUUGCUGUUCGUUGUCUCUAUUUUUAUUCCUUUUUUUGCAGGCUUCAGCAAGAAAGCAAAGGCAAAGAGAGUUUCUGAUCUGUGUUCGGGGUGUCGUAGCGUGUGUUCAAUCAGUUCUUUUCGAGGAAAAAAAACAAAACAAAACAAAAAAGACUUUUAAAAAGAGAUAAAAAAAAAAGGGGGGGGGGGACGAAACGGAGCCUUUUGUUUCUCGGCCCUUUUUAUUCAAGCGUGAUUCUUCGUAGCAGGAUACUCAACCCCAUAGGAGGGAGAAGAAAAACGCGCUGGGACAGAUCAGAAAAGUUGUUGUUUGUUUGAAAAAAAAAAAAAAAGUCUUUUUUUAUGUUGGGGUUAUUGUUACAGCACCGUCAAAUAUGUAUUGAAUCAUCAUUUAUACAGAUGCGAAAAGUGUUCAUCAUUACACGCGCUUCUAUAUCCAGUAAUUCUUUUGUUCUUCCGUUCUCUAUGGCCGAGGACAAAGGGGGGAAAAAAAUAACCCAAAUAAUUAGCAAUCAACUUCGUCCUUUUUUUUUAAAUCUUUUUCUUCCUUGCAAAUGACACACCGUUUGGGGGAUUGGGAUGAAAGGAGAUAUGACACAUAUACAACCACUGCCUUAUUGUAAUAAUUAUACACAUUGACAAUUUUUGCUUCAA
This is a messenger RNA of Daphnia magna, 2195 nucleotides long. Its product is annotated as platelet-activating factor acetylhydrolase IB subunit alpha2. The record is from RefSeq and is a predicted model, not a curated record. The coding region runs from base 171 to 869 and encodes 232 amino acids. The transcript is spliced from 5 exons. Lineage: Eukaryota; Metazoa; Arthropoda; Branchiopoda; Diplostraca; Daphniidae.